GCAAAAUGGAUCUCAUGAAAGUUCAAUUGCCCCUUGGCACGUUUCCGAUCAAAUUUCUUAAUUUAUUUGGUAUUUCGAUUACAUUCAUCAAAUUUUCAGAGUAGUUCAUUGCCCAAUGAUAGCCAAUCAAGACGACAGCAGAACUUAUUAUACUGUCAAUGGGCUGAUCGAUUCUCUAGGCGGUUAUGGUCGCUUCCAAAUUACAUGGACCAUAAUCAUGAUGUUCCUUCCACUUACAGUUUGUUUUGUCUCAACCAAUACGUUCUCACUUCAGUAUUUAGAAGUGCCUGAAAGUAUGGACAGUGAACAAAUAGUUUCCUGCGUGAACGAAUCGAAGUUCUUUCAAACCGAAAAUGGCACGUUCGAAAUGGUAGCCGAAGACAUGUAUUCCACAGCCACUGAAGAAUUCGGAUUAUAUUGCGACCGUGAAAUUUGGAUCCCAAUAGUAGCAGCUGUUUUCUUUGUGGGUCAGGCAGUUGGCGCGCUCACAGCUGGUCAGAUAUCCGAUAACUUCGGACGUCGCCCAGCUCUAAUCGUUUCGGAACUUUUCUUGAACGUUCCUGCCUUACUCUCAGGUUUUUUCGACUCUUUUCCAUUUUUCGUAGUAUGUCGAUUUUUAAGCGGCGCCGGCUACUCUGCAUGUUAUAUAAUAGUGUACAGUAUACUAUUUGAAAUGGUUCCUUCAGAACACGUGAUCCUUUUAGGUCUAGGUUAUGAAGCAGUUUUUAACCUCGGAACAACAUUACUAGCCGUUGCUGCAUUUUUUAUUAGAGAUUGGAGGUGGCUGCAACUUUUUGUUUCUGUGCUAGCUUUACCUUCCAUAUUUAUUCCAUUUUGGUCACCCGAAAGUCUACGAUGGCUGGUCACUUCAGGGAAGUUUAAAAAGGCAAAGCAAUUAGCAAAACGACAAGCAAAAGCAAACCAAAUUCGAAGCACAAAAUAUGAUAGAAUCAUAGAUGCAAUUUUCUAUCAGAAGUAUCAAGUUAUGAGUGAACGAUCCGACGACAGCAUUGGAUCAUGGUUCUUCAUUGUCCAAAUUUUGAAAAUGAAGAAAUUGCAAGUCUGGGUGCUGAUUUUGGCGCUUUGUUGGUUCGUUCUAUCAAGUGCCUAUUUUGGAAUCAUCGGAAGCAUAGUUCCAGGCGACACAUUUCUCAACGUGGCAAUAUCAGGAUUGUUGCCGCUGCUCUCUUUCCCUCUUUUCUACCCAAUCGCAGUCAGAUUCGGACGCAAGCCAGUCCUAGUGGCAUCUCUGAUUCUCUGUGGCACAUCAUCCGCAGUAAUCAGCUUCACGUACUACCAAUCAGACAUCGCCACUCAGUUUCUGGCUCAUUUUGGACGUCUUCUCACCGUCUGCAGUUUCUCAAUUAACUAUGUUUACACGUUAGAGCUCAUACCGACUUCAGUCCGCGCUUCUGGAUUAGCGUUCUGUUCCGCUUUUGGACGCUUUGGCGCUUUUAUCACUCCGUGGGUUGCAGCUUUAAGCACGGCGUUCUGGGAACCCACUGCGUUUCUAGUGUAUGGUUUACUUCUCACACUAGGUGGCUUUAUGGCCGCCUUUUAUCUACCCGAGACUUUAAAUGCGCCCAUUAUGGACACACUUGAAGAAACACAACAGUUCGCUUCUAGCAUGGACGACAGUGAAAGACAUCACCUGCUGGCAUUUAGUUACACAAAAUCAGUCAACUACAGGAAACCCGUAAUUUCAAACCUAAAUUGACCUCAAUGGUAUCAUCCAGUUGCUUCUAACCCUUCAAUUUAUUAGCUUACUCAUUCACGUAAAAAAAACUAGAAAAUGGUAAAAUGCAAAAAAGAGUUGUUUGCUGCUUUAUUUCCUUGAUUUAAAUUAUCAUCCUGCACCGUAUGAGAAAUAAGUAUUUUUCAAAUUAA
Molecule: messenger RNA, 1887 nt
Organism: Symsagittifera roscoffensis
Lineage: Eukaryota; Metazoa; Xenacoelomorpha; Acoela; Convolutidae
Product: solute carrier family 22 member 6-A-like
Exons: 3
Coding region: 116-1717 (533 amino acids)
Biological process (GO): transmembrane transport
Cellular component (GO): membrane
Molecular function (GO): transmembrane transporter activity
Source: RefSeq, a predicted model, not a curated record